Molecule: messenger RNA, 6739 nt
Organism: Sphaerodactylus townsendi
Lineage: Eukaryota; Metazoa; Chordata; Lepidosauria; Squamata; Sphaerodactylidae
Gene: SPATA13
Product: spermatogenesis associated 13
Exons: 13
Coding region: 194-4261 (1355 amino acids)
Molecular function (GO): protein binding; guanyl-nucleotide exchange factor activity
Source: RefSeq, a predicted model, not a curated record
ACACCCGCGGAAGGCUGCUGGGGCAAGCAGACCCUCACUGGAUUUUAAGCCUUCAGUUUGGAUCAAUAGGUUUGGGUUCUGCAAAAUGCAUCAUGUGGCGUAACCGAAGCAAAGAACCAGCCUGCUCACUGGUGGGGAAAGGACCAACCUUCAGCUUUCUCAUCAAGGCCUUGAGAUCCCGUGAAUAUUAGCCAUGUUUCAGGUCAUGUUCAAUGUGGUGACGGAGAAAGUUACCUUCACAUUGGUAGCCUGCCCCUCCAUCAUGUGGAAGGGUGUACAGACUUCCAAAGAGCUAAAUUUGCCCCACGGAUGUGACAACGGCAACUCCAAAAGAUGUCCAGCUGAAGAAGAGCUUGGGUUUGGAGAAAAUGAAGAUCAUCAGGUACUGGAUGUGAGUUAUAAAGUGCUCUGUCCUGAUGCUUAUGAUAUGGAAAACAUGACAGCGUGUCAGAAUGGCUGUGGAAACGGCACCUCUGUCACCUGUAUAGUCAUGGAUAAUAAAGAGUCGCAGAACAACACUACCUCGUUAUUGCAGAAUGGGGGAUGCAACGCCAGUAACAGCUAUGAAGGAGAAGGCCACGACAACAAAGUCAGCCCUUCCAAAAUCAUGCGGUUUUUCUCGACUCCUCGGAAAAGGUCUGGCUCCAAUGCAGAAAGGCCUCAUUCCCUGAUAGUUAUGGGGAACUCCUCCACAUGGAAUGCUUUGUCUUCCAUUAGGAAAAUGGGAUCUUUCAAGAAGUUAAAAUCUUCUGUGCUCCAAGGAAUCCAAGCCAAGGAAGACUCUGACCACUUAAACGACACCAUCUUGGAUAACGAUAUCAGAAAGCGUGUGCCAAAUGGUGCGGUGAUGAGAGUUCAUACAAAUAGGUAUUCCUACUCAGGACCUCUACAUGAUUUGCACAGCACAGUAGAUAACAGUUUGGCUUCUGACAACUCUGAGGGUGAGGAAAGCGAUGAUUCCUUCCUGCGGAAUACUCGCCGUUCACGUAGUAUCAGGCGUGCCUAUGGCAUCGGCCGCAUAAAUUUGCUGGACACUGAUCAAAUUCAGCAUCAUCAGAACAGCACCCGAGCGGUCUCCCCCAUCCUCCAGGAGUCCCAGAUUUGUGAAAUUGUGGUGAAAGACUCCGAAAGCAAUCAAGUCAUCUACAGGCGGAGCAAGAGCACAGACAACUUGAAUUUUCUGAAAAAGAGCUCGUUCAAACGGAAGUCCACCUCAAACCUCACCGACCUCAAAGUUGCAAGCGAAAAGCCAACUCCACAGAGAACCACGAGCACUUCUUCAGCCGACUCGGAGAAAGCCAACAGGAACUCGGAGCGGAGAUCAAAACGCUGGAAGAGCCCAAUUAGAGCGAAGGAUUUUGACAGAGUCUUGAAACUUGUCAGCAACGUUACUGAUGUUGCCUUGAAGAAAGACAGCCCUAAGAGCGAAACUCCGUCAUCCGGUGUGCAGAACCAGAGGACAAGAUCAAACAGCAGGUUGCACGAUGAUUAUUCACGCCGGGUGUCUAGCAACAAUGAAAAUGACAAGCGGAGGUGUCACCCUCCCAAAUGUAGCCCGGACUCUACUUUUUCUGACGCUGGUCUCCGACGAAGCUCAGAGGAAGACAGUGUUGGGGCUGACAUAUUGACCUGCAGUACCAGUAGUCACGGGAUGUCGUCCAGUGACACCCCGGAUUCAGUAUGUUCCUCACCUCCCUUUAAGGACGUUAGCCCAAUUCCUAAUGAAGUGUUUCAUGAAGACUCAGAUGGACCAAAAAGUUCCAGCCAGUUUACAUGCAGCGCUGAGCAUCCCCAUGCCCCUGCCAGACCUGCAGUUCCUAAGCCUCAGAGCCCUGGUGCUGAAAAGGUUAAGUGCAAUAUUAAUUUCCAUUGUCCGGAUCAGUGCAGCACCUUGUCGCUCAGCUCAAUGGAAAGUGAGGAGAGAGGGGAGGGGCCUUCUGCCAAGCUGGGGAAGAGCACUGUUUGUUUCCAGGACUUUGUGCAUGCCGCCUAUUACGACGAGGCGAAUGAAGACAGCGGCAUCAGCAGCCACUCUCAGCUGAGCCUCAAUUUAGCUCCCAGUGCUGAGGAAAGGAAGGAAGAGGUUGUUACUGAUGAACACUGGAAGAGGUCUUCAUCCCAAGAUGAAGAGAGGACAGACGCUCAAAAGGUCACAGCCAGGAGGUGGGGCUCUGGAAAAAGGUCUCGACCUCGGCCCCUCUCAGAUUAUGGCCAGUUGGCCAUUAGGAGUUUCUCAAUACCAGAAGAUUCUGUUGCUAUGGAGUCUCAGAUGGUGGGAUGUGCAGAUGACAAGAAUGAGCCUGGAUUGCCGUCAGCUGAAUCUGGAACCAGUACAGUAGCCAUCCAAAGAGAGCGUAAAAGAAGACCCAUCUCUGUCAUUGGUGGGGUCAGUUUCUAUGAGAACAAUCAAACCGAAGAAAUAGCCGAUCUUCUCACACAACCAGUUGAACGGCCUCCGGUGCCAGCACAUCAGGUUCCUCCUUAUAAAGGUGUCUCUGCCAGAUUCCGCCCCUUCACCUUUUCUCAAAGCACACCCAUUGGUCUGGACAGAGUUGGAUGCAGGCGGCAAAUAAAAUCAUCCAAUGGCCCUGCAGAUGGAGGUGCAGAAUCUUCUGCCUUAGUGGAUGACAAUGGUAGCGAGGAGGAUUACAGCUAUGAGGAGCUCUGCCGAGCCAGUCCUAGAUACUUGCAGCCUGGAGGGGAACAACUAGCCAUUAACGAGCUGAUAAGUGACGGGAGCAUGGUCUAUGCAGAGGCACUCUGGGAUCAUGUGACCAUGGACGAUCAGGAGCUAGCCUUCAAAGCUGGGGAUGUCAUCCAAGUCCUUGAGGCUUCCAACAAAGACUGGUGGUGGGGAAGAAGUGAAGACAAGGAAGCCUGGUUUCCAGCAAGCUUCGUCAGGCUGCGAGUCAAUCAGGAGGAACUUGCCGAAAACUGUGGUAGCCUCCAGGAUGAGGAGCAAAAUGCAGAUCCUGAGAAGCAGCGCCAAAAAAUUGCUGAAAACAAGGAUCAGAUGAGAACAAAUGUCAUUCAGGAAAUAAUGAACACAGAGCGAAUCUAUAUCAAACAUCUCAAAGACAUCUGUGAGGGGUACAUCCGACAAUGUCGAAAACACACGGGAAUGUUUACUGCAGCCCAGCUCAUCACCAUUUUUGGAAACAUCGAAGAUAUUUACAAAUUCCAAAGAAAGUUCUUGAAAGAUCUAGAGAAGCAGUACAACAAAGAAGAACCCCACCUGAGCGAAAUAGGAUCCUGCUUUCUUCAGCAUCAAGACGGCUUUGCUAUCUAUUCAGAAUACUGCAACAAUCAUCCUGGUGCCUGCAUAGAGCUAUCCAAUCUGAUGAAACAGAGCAAAUACCGGCACUUCUUCGAGGCUUGCCGCCUGCUUCAGCAAAUGAUUGAUAUUGCUAUCGAUGGUUUUCUUCUUACCCCUGUGCAGAAAAUCUGUAAAUACCCUUUACAGCUUGCAGAAUUACUCAAGUACACCACACAGGAGCACAGUGACUAUAACAACGUAAAGGCAGCCUAUGAGGCCAUGAAGAAUGUCGCCUGCUUGAUCAAUGAGCGUAAACGAAGGCUAGAAAGCAUAGACAAGAUUGCCCGCUGGCAAGUGUCCAUAGUGAGCUGGGAGGGACAAGAUAUUUUAGGCCGAAGUUCGGAAUUAAUCCACUCAGGAGAACUGACCAAAAUCUCCAAGCAAGGCAAGAGCCAGCAAAGGACUUUCUUUCUCUUCGAUCACCAACUUGUGUUCUGCAAGAAAGAUCUGUUGAGAAGGGACAUGCUGUACUACAAGGGCCGGAUUGAUAUGGACGAGGUAGAAGUGAUGGACGUAGACGAUGGCAGGGACAAGGACUUCAAUGUCAAUGUUAAAAAUGCUUUCAGAAUCAUGAAUAGGGCCACAGAAGAAGUGCAUCUAUUCUGUGGGAAAAAGCCGGGGGAUAAGAAGAGGUGGCUGGAAGCCUGUGCAAACGAGAGGAGGCGAGUGCAAGAAGAUGAAGAAAUGGGCAUGGAGAUUUCAGAAAACCAAAAGAAACAAGCCAUGCAGAAUGCGCGGAAAUCAAGACAUGGAAAGAUUAAAGGUGUUAGCUAUAGUGGAUGCCCAGUACCCCCACCACACCAGAGUUUACAUCCCAUCCAUCAGCGUCACAUCACAGUGCCCACUAGCAUUCCACAGCAGCAGGUCUUUGCCUUGGCAGAACCCAAACGGAAGCCGUCGCUUUUCUGGCAUACUUUUAACAAACUGACACCGUUCAAGAAAUGAGUGGCUGAAAGUCAGUGGACUGGAAGGACCAACACUGAAAGAGAGCAACUUGGCAGCAUGGAAUUCAUUGGAGCUGGGAAAACUGUGAAUCCUGUUGCAGAGGGGAGGAUGCGUAUCCCUCCUUAUCUUCCUCUGUAACCUUUGUUGAGGAGGCAUCUGAAUGGUUGAAUCAAAGAAGGUUGGGGAUGUAUCGUCUGAAGCAAACAUUGACUUGCAGCAAUAAAUAUUGCUGGUGAGGAGUCAGCUGUUUGGCGAUAAGGGCCAACUGCUGCCACUCUAGAACAGUGGCAUACCAUUUAUGUUGUACUUGUACCAAAGGAAUGGUUAAAAUCUCUAAAUCGUUUUUUGCCUGUCUUAAUCAUUAACUGAUGGCCAAAUUUAGAAAUAGGACGGAAAGCAUUUUUCCCUGUCGCAGCACGUUGGCAAAGAAAGGUCUCUUCGUCUUUGUGGGCAUCGGACAAGUAUGUGGAUCCCACCUUAUGACCAAAUAACUUGCUGCAAGAACUGGUGAACCUCAUUCCUUCCUUAGUUCACUGCCCGGUCCUGCUGAUUUUGCCAAAUGGCAGCGGGACUCCCUUCAAGGCCUUAACAUCUUCCUGGCAAAAAGACUGAGGAGAAUUUUAACAUGGUAACAUAAAACUGUAAAACACACAUUUUUACGUGCUGUUGCAAAUAAUGAAGGAAGGACAGAGCUGAUGCAUCUUGGAGAUGAUUCUUACCAAAAGCAAUGCUGCGCUGCACACGCGGUAUGCACUUCAAAGAAAAUAAACAUUUCUUUUUAUUUUGGUACUUGCAACCGUUGGCCUGCGAGAAUGGCCUCUGUGAUGUCUGGAAUGCUGGCACUGACGAUAUGAAAACAGAUGUUCUGUAUUUUUUAAUUACACUAAUGUGAUUUGUACAAAGAUUAACACAAAGUAACACAAAUCAGAGACUACUAACAGAGGUUUCCUUCCCUAUGUCCCCCACACAUACAUAUUCCAGCUGGCUCAUGUUAUUAUUCUUAUAAAAGGUCUGCAGAAAGGUUCUUGAGCUUGUAUGUGGUUAUCCUUGUAUAGACCAGCCAAAGAAGGUGACUCCUUAGCGGUUAUUUCUUUGUAACGUUAGGAGGAUCCUCUGCCAGGAAUGAGAUGGUAGUGUUAGAAAUGAAAUUGGAUUGAAAGAGAUUCAAAAAGGGUCAAAUGCGGCCUACCUACAGAAUGUCAAAACAAUUUCUUCUUGUUUUUAAUUUGCUCUGUUCCAUGAAAUGAAGUUGUUUUUUUAUUAUAGCUUUUACAAAAUAAUCUACCCUGACAAAACUGUUGUAAACUUAAGUUUAUGGUACACAUUUUUUCCUACUCAGUGGUUUUGUGUGAAUACAUAUACUUAUGUGCAUUAUCAACAGGAAUGGAGUAUGGCAACUUCUCUUUGCGUUUCAAAACUAGGUUCCAAAAAAUUCCCAAAGUUCUCUCAGUUUCGCAUAGUGUGCUAUUCAUCAUGGUCAUAGUAUACGUGUGGAUUAUGAAUUGUUUUUGAGUGUCACAUCCACAAUGUUUUGGUAUCUUUCAAACUAUGUAAGGACAACAGCCAAGCCAUUCUAUCACAUAGUGAAAAAUCCUUAUGUGAAAUAAGCCUUUGGCUGCAAUCAUAAACAUACUUAUUUGGAAGCAAAUCACAUUGAAAUCAGUGAAACCUCUGGGUGAAUGUGGUAAGGACUGAGGUGUUCUUUUCUAUGGCUUCUUUCUCCCUCUUGUUCUGAAGCAUGUUCUGAAGACUCCAGAAGAAACACACAACAUGCAGUUCAGUUACAACUUCAGCCCUUUUCAGUCCCAUGGAUUUUAGAGGGAAUGCUUAAAUCUUUUCCAUUGAAAUAAAUGAGUACUUAAAAGCACUGAACUUUGACUGGAUUGAACCCUCAAGUGUAUAUGUAUAAAAACUGGUGGCAGCUUCUGCAACUAUCAAUAAAGGAUAUUGUCAAUAAAAGCAUAAACUACAAAUGGUUAUAAAAGUUACACCCAGGUACAUUUGUUAUCUGAUGAUGUGUUGGAAUUCUUGCAUAUACAUUUGUCAUGUCCAUGAAAAAAACGAUCUUCUACUAACAAGCAUUUUUAACCUGAAAGGAUAUCUUUGGAAGACAAAGAUUCCUUCUGUACAUAGUUCCAAUAAUGGCUGUAAACAGGACACUGAUGCUAAACUGAAUUUCACAGCAUGUUGUGAAAUGUACUGCUUGCUUUCAAUAUUAACUUUUGUAGAUGAAAUACUUGAGAACUGGUAAAUGGAGUAAUAGUCUGGCACUGGAUUCUGAACAAUUAUUAAGUUGUUAAAAUUAGAAAAGAUUAUUACAAACAAUACCUGCACUUGUAAUAAAAAUAAAACUCCUUUGCCUGAUUACCUCUUUGGUUACCCUGUUUCUCCAAAAAUAAGACAUCCCCUGAGAAUAAGACGUAGUAGAGGUUUUGCUGAAGUUCUAAAUAUAAAGUGCUAAAUAUAAAGUGCUAAAUA